AUGGCAUCGAAAAACAUCAUCAAAUCAUCAUGGAUGUUUUUAACAAUUUUAAUCAUUAUUUCACUCAUGAAUGAUAUGACAAAUGCUCAAAAAUUAGAUGAAUGCGCAUCGCACCCAUGUGCUAAUAAUGGUACCUGUAUUGACUUAGAAAAUGGUUUUCUUUGUCAUUGUUUACCUGAAUGGAAUGGUACUUUAUGUACAGAACUUAAGAAUCCAUGUCAAUCAUCUCCAUGUGGUCCACUCGGUAAAUGUAUUCAAACAAAUCAAGUACAAUUACCAUAUUAUUGUCAAUGUCCAGAUGGACAAAAUACUGUGUUUAAAUGUGCUGAUCCAAAUCCAUGUCUACCGAAUCCAUGUGGUCCUGGAGAUUGUGAAAUUACUGCAAAUUUACUCAAUGGAUACAUUUGUCGAUGUCAUGAUGGUACUAUUCAAAUGGCAAAUUGUUCAACACCAAAAAAUCCUUGUGCAACAUUACCUUGUGGACCACAAGGACGAUGUUUAACUCUAACAGCAGCUCCAAAAGGUUAUAUGUGUAUGUGUCAAAGCGAUGGUAUUACUUUUACGACUAUUGAUACAUGUCCAACAACGAAUUCAGUUUGUACUCAUUUAACGUGCAAGAAUGGUGGUACUUGUUUACCAUAUUCAGCUAAUGAGCCAUCAUGCACUAUUGGACAAAUUGGCUCCACUUGUUGUCAAUGUCCUCCUAAUUAUACAGGUCUGCGAUGUGAACGAGAAAUUGAUUUUUGUUCAUCAAAUCCAUGUAAAACAAAUGGACGUUGUCUAUCAGGUAAAACUGGAUAUCGAUGUCAAUGUUAUGAAGGAUUUACCGGUGAAAAUUGUGAAGUCCGUAUCACAAGAUCAGGUUGUUUAUCAAAUCCUUGUUCCACUGGUAUUUGUUAUCAAUUAAAUCAAAAUGGACCUUCUUAUGUUUGUAUUUGUCCAGAUGGUACACUCAGUCUAUCAUGCAAUUCAACUAAUUCAACUCGCAAUCUCUAUGCAUUACCAACAAUACCAUCACCACAGACAACUACUCCAAUAGUUUCAUUAAUGUUUGGUCAUAAUGCAAAAUAUGGUUCAGAAACAAAUGGUAAUGCUGUUCCAUCUAUUUCGACAUGUAGUCCAUUAUCAAGAAAUGCAUGUAAUGGUGGUCAAUGUGUAUUAGUCGGUGGAACGACCUAUGCAUGUCGAUGUCGAGAAGGUUAUACAGGCGUUUAUUAUAUUAAUGAAUGUGCUUCAAAUCCUUGUUUGGGAGGUGGUACAUGUUAUGAUCUAAUAAAUGCAUAUGCAUGUUUUUGUCCUGAUCGAGUUUUUCGACCACAAUGUAAUACAACCGGUGUAUCACCAAGUGUAACAGGUUCUUCAGUUUUAAUGAUUAGUAGUAAUCAUAAAAUAUCAAUUAGUCAAGGAGAUAAAUCAUUACAAUACGCUUGCCAUUGUCGCAAUGGGGGUUUAUGUUAUACCGGUUCAGCUGGUGCAAAACUUUGUCAAUGUUUUAGUGGAUUUACUGGACCAAUGUGUGAAAUAUCAAUUUCUUCGAGUAUAAGUCGUGGUCAAAGUAUGUGUAGUCCAUCAUUAUGUCAAAAUAGCGGAACUUGUCAAGAACAAGGAGGCACACCUAUUUGUAUUUGUAAACCAGGUUUUACUGGUCAACGAUGUGAAUCUGAAUAUUUCCGUUGCCAAGCUAAUGGUCGUUUCCCUGAUGUAUCAAGCUGUAAACAAGGUCGAUACUUUGAAUGUGUAUAUUUUGGACAAUAUGAUUUGGGUCUACCUAAUGGAGUUCUAUAUAGUCGUAGUUGUCCGCCUGGUCUUUGGUUUAAUGCAUUGAGUGAUCAAUGUGAUUAUCCAAGUCUUGUGCAAUAAAUUGAAGCAAUUUCAUGCUAUCAAUGUUCAAUGAAAUAUUCAAAUGUUGAAUGUAAUUCAAAUAAUUCAAGUUAUUUUACAGAUUGUCAACCAACAUUUGAUACAUGUUUAACCAUUGUACUUAAACCAGAUAAUUUUGAUGAAAUAAUCAUUACAAAAUAUUGUACAAAACGUAAUGCAUGUGAACGUCAACAAAAUUAUACACAUUCUUUAACACCUUGUGAACCCAAUAGUGAAGGUCGAAGUUGGGGUUGUGUUUCAUGUUGUGGAGAUCGAGAUUUAUGUAAUUAUGAUGAUUCAAAUCGAUUAAUACCAAAUAUAAAUAUAGCAAGGAUAUUUUUAUUUGGUGUUUUACAUUUUUUUCUUUAG
Molecule: messenger RNA, 2229 nt
Organism: Rotaria sp. Silwood1
Lineage: Eukaryota; Metazoa; Rotifera; Eurotatoria; Philodinida; Philodinidae
Source: the annotation of a GenBank genome assembly